AUCAAAUAUAUGUAUAUCAUAUUCAUAAUACUUGUUCUUCAUGUUAUGAAAUAUGUUUAUCUUUUUCAAAUGAACAUGUUAGAAAUAGCAUUGAUAAUUUUGAUAAUACUUCAUUCCUUAGAUCUUUGAGAUUUGGUUUUAGUAUUAAAGAUAUGUUACAUUCAGAAGAUGAUUUAAAAAAAUAUGAUAAUGAAUUUGAACCAGAAAGUUAUGAAAAAAUAUAUAGACAACCAUUCGAUUUAACAGAAAAAUUUACAUUUUUACGAUUAUAUUACAACACUUUAAAAAAAAGAAAGGAAGCAUUGAAAAAGAUUGAAACUAAAAGAGAAGAAAUUCCACUUGAAAGAAUAGAAGAAUUUGAUAAAUACUAUGACACAUAUUCAGACAAUCAAACAUGCUAUUACAGAACAGUUGCAUAUGAGAAUGAUUUCGAAUUAGUUGGAUGGUAUGAAAUAAAUACUUCAAGAAUAUUCAACAACAUGUUAAUUACAUUUAAAGAUAUUAAAAAAAUUAAUUAUUUUGAGGAACCAAAGUUUUAUUACUUUACUGAGAUAUUGAAACAUCAUCAUCUCGAGAACUUUGUACUCAAAAAAGCCAGACUGUUGAAUAUAGAUGAUGAAUUUAUCAGACUGUUAACUAAAACUAAAACAACUUUUCAGUUAAAUAUACAACAAGUGACAGUACGAGUUGUUGAUCAUGACAUUGAUAAAGAUAAUUUAAAAUAUGAAUUUGCAGGAAUCAAUAUGAACAAUCGAAAGAUCAAGAUAUCUCCAAAUGAAACUAUGAAAUGUGAAUUCAUGCGAAUCCCACGAACAGUAUUUCUUGAUUUUUUGGUCUGGGCCAAGAAAACAUUUCAAACAGAGAUUACUAACACUCUCGAUGCAGUACUAAAACGUUGUGGCCUUUCUGGAAAAAUCGAUUUACCAUAUGUGCCUACAAAAAACAGCACAGAUUUACGAUGCAUGUUUGUUUAUGUAAAUGAGAUAAAGUUUAAAAACAACAAACAGAUGUUAGAAAAAUUAUCUGAUCAGCUGUCAAAAUUAAUAAACAUUCCUUUUUCUGAUUGUUUGAAUACAUUUGAAGUUUCAAAAUCAAUGUUGAAAGAUUAUGCGAUAGAGCUAGCAUAUUAUUCCAGAAUCACAUGUGUGACAAUAUCCAAUAUUUUUACUAAUGGUAUUGGAUGUUUGAUACGAAAUUUGCUUAGCAGAUAUGCAUCAUCUAAAAAGAUUUUAGUAUCAUCACGACGCAAAGGAAUUGUUGAACAAGGAAUGUACGAUGGAGGUCUGGUCAUUACACCAAUUAAGAACAUUAAAAGACCUGUGGCAGAUGUUGAUUUCACUUUAUAUUACCCCCAUGCUAUUAUACAAAACAACAUAUCUCUUGAAAAACGUGUAUCAAAAGAUUCAACUAAUUCACAUUUAAAUGUUGUAAUUGACAAUGAUAUUGUUUAUGUAUAUGGCAAAACAGGUUAUAGAUAUUCACCAUUAUAUUAUAAGGAAGUUGCUUCAUCAGUUACAGCAUUUUGCCAAGCAACAUUAAAGAUCAUGAUUAAUUUUGUGAGAGAACAAGAAUUUAUAGUAGUUUAUGGAGAUACAGAUUCUAUAUUUUAUUCAUUGCCAGAAUUAUAUUUCACAGAACUUGAUACUAAGUACUCUGAUGGAUUAUUAUCAAAAAAAGAGUAUUGGGAGGAACAGAUCAAAUUAAUAAUAUUACACUCAAAGAUACUAGAAAAAAAUAUUAAUGAAUACUUGAAACAGAUUAUGAAAUCUACAUACUUGAAGAUGGCUUACGAAAAAACAAUAUAUCUCUUUUUAAUUUUUAGAAAAAAGCAUUAUGUCGCUAUUACUUAUUCAGAUGUGCCAGAUUUAAAUAAUUUAAAUUUAUUAUUAAAAGGUCUCAAAAUUAUCAAACGUAAUGUAUCAGAAUUUUACAAACUAGUAGCAAAAGAAUUAAUAUAUUCUUCACUUGGAUUCAAUAAAAAUUUUUCGAUCAGACAAGAAAAAAUAGACCAAAAAGAAUUAGUAAUACAGAUAAUCACUAACUAUGUCAAUAAAAAAGAAACACUAUUAGACUUGUUUGUUCUUACAGCCAAGUUUGAUCCAACAUAUGCUUCAGUAUUAGCAGUCGAUUUU
Molecule: messenger RNA, 2132 nt
Organism: Cetraspora pellucida
Lineage: Eukaryota; Fungi; Glomeromycota; Glomeromycetes; Diversisporales; Gigasporaceae
Source: the annotation of a GenBank genome assembly